Messenger RNA from Triplophysa rosa, 7250 nucleotides. RefSeq names its product golgin A4 (gene golga4). Gene Ontology annotation, molecular function: small GTPase binding. Gene Ontology annotation, cellular component: Golgi apparatus. NCBI's taxonomy places the organism in Eukaryota, Metazoa, Chordata, Actinopteri, Cypriniformes, Nemacheilidae. The transcript has 25 exons. Gene Ontology annotation, biological process: Golgi vesicle transport. The coding region runs from base 120 to 6623 and encodes 2167 amino acids. The record is from RefSeq and is a predicted model, not a curated record.
UCCACGUCGGCUGCAUCUGCGCACUGCUCUCUCUCUCUCACACAUACACAUCAAGUUUCAUACUUUAAAUAACAAGACAUUAAAAUCCCCGUGUGAGGUGACAUUUACCGUAUGGCAUCAUGUUUAAGAAGCUGAAGCAAAAGGUGAUGGAUGAGCAGUUGUCGCCGAGGAACAUCUCGCAGCAGGGGAGCUCUGCAGAGAGGCGCAGUAACCCUUCAUUCUUGCAUCAAGAUGCCCCGUACUCUCCUACCGACAGAGAGCUGCUGGCCGAGAUGAUAGCAGAACCUGCUUUACUGUCCGAGUAUACUAUCUUUGCUCUGGACAGCUCAAAUCGACCCAGAGCGGCCCAGGUGCCCAGUGUGAGCAUUUCUCGGGCAGCGGGCAGCUCUCCCAGAGGAAGCGUUAAUGGGGAUGGAAUCACCUCUCCUCAGAAAGAAGAUGGUCAGUCUCUUGCUCAGAAGCUUCAGCAGAAGGUGUCAUCAGUGGAGUCUUUGCUCCGGGGGUCCGGCCGCGGUGAAGGCCUCUUCCGCUCCGCCUCUCGGGACAGUCUGGUCAGAAGCUCCUCUCGGGAAUCCCUGACUCUCGUCGGGGAGAAUGAAGCCCAGCCCCCGGCUUUCGACCCUCCUUCAGACAUCGAGAGCGAAGCUGAAGAGAUGCCCGGCAGUGUGGAGACUCUGUCCAAAGAGCAGCUGUUAAACCGCCUGCACAGGGUUGAGAGGAGCCUGGGCAACUACAGAGGAAAAUACUCUGAGUUGGUCACAGCAUACAGAACAGUGCAGCGUGAUAAAGAGAAAACUCAGGCCAUCCUGAGUCAAAGUCAAGAUAAAGCUCUGAGAAGAAUAGGAGAACUCCGGGAGGAGCUUCAGAUGGACCAGCAGGCUAAGAAACACCUUCAGGAGGGGUUCGACGCUGCUCUAGAGGAGAAAGAUCAGAGGAUCACUGUGCUUCAGACACAAGUGUCUCUUCUGAAGAAACGGCUUCAGGUGUCUGGAGGUGUGGUCUUAGAGGUUGACACCUCUUCAUCCACAGAUGCGGUUGAUGCGAGCGCUGACCAUCAGAGCCCCACGAAAGAUGACAGCUCGACACUUAACGACGCAGAGGGCAGCAGUGAAGUGGAUGUUGAGGCUCUUCAGACGCGAGUGAAGAGACAGGAGAGUCUCCUGCAGAGAUGCAAAGAGAUGAUUCGCUCCAGUAAAGAGCGCACGGCGCAGCUGGGCAGCGAGAACGAAGUUUUACAACAGCAGCUACAGGAGAGACUGCAGGAACUUGAGAAAAUAAAGGAACUUCACACUACAGAGAAGACCAAGCUGAUCACACAGCUGGGAGACGCCAAGAACCUCAUCGAGCAGUUGGAGCAGGACAAGGGCAUGGUCAUCGCUGAAACCAAGCGUCAGAUGCAUGAGACCCUGGAGAUGAAGGAAGAGGAAAUCGCUCAGCUGCGGUCCAGACUCCAGCAGACUCUCGCACAGAAAGACGAGCUACAGGAACAUAAGGAGAAAUCAGAGAAAGCAGCGUUUGAGGAGCUGGAGCGAGCUCUGGGUGUGGCUCAUCGGGCCAAGGAGGCCCGUCGUCAGCUACAGGUCAGCAUGGAAGAGCAGAUGAAGCAGGUGGAGAAAGCCAGUGAGGAGGAGAGAAAGCAUCUUCAGCAGGAGCUCACCCGAGUCAAACAAGAAGUGGUCACCAUCAUGAAGAAGUCUUCCGAGGAUAGGAUAGCAGAAAUGGAGCAGUUACACUCGGAGGCUCUUGCAAACAAAGAACAGGAACUGAGCAUCCAGAUCAAACAAGCAGUGGAGCAGUGUCGAGAAGAGCUGCUGGGCUCGGCACAAGAUAGAGAGCAGCAGGCAUCUCUCGCGCUGGAGGAUGCUGAGCUGCAGAAAGCUGCAAUACAAGCCGAGGGCGACAACAAGGUCAAGGAACUACAGCUCGAGCUGGAAUCUGCCAAAACGAGAAUUCAAGAGCUUGAAAGUUGCAUGGGUGACUCCGAAAAGGACGUUGCUGAGUCGGUUGAAGUCUCAGCACAGAUCGAAGAACUGAGAAAGAAACACAAGUCUAAAAUAGCAGCUCUAAAGGAAAAACAUCAGGAAGAGCUUGAAAAGAUAAGGACGGAGCAGAUAACAACCCUUGACCAGCAGCAUAAUGUCGCCAUGGAAGAGCUUGUGCAAAAACACAAAGCGGGAAUAGAAAAGGUUCUGAAAGAGAAGGAGGAAGAGUUUCAUUCUCAUGUAGAAGAAAUGAACCAAAAGAUGCUGGAUAAGCUAAGUGACAAGCAAACAGACCUGGAUACACUUUCCUCUGAGUUUUCUGAUGUUCUGAAGAGUAAACAACAGCUGGAAGAAAGGCUUUUUUCGAUGGAAACUGACAGUCAAUCAAUGCGACAAGAGUUUGAAGAGAGGCUCAAGGAAGAACAAGUGAAAUUUCAGGCUGUGGUCGAGGCUGCGCAACAUCAGAAUGAACAAACGUUUGCAGGGGUGGAGAAAACGCUUAAAGAAGAGCUGAAUCAGCUGAAGAUGCUGUUGGAGGAGAAGGAGAAGGCUCUGGAGGAACAUCUGAUCAAAGAACAGUCUUUACAGGACAAUGUCAAGCAGGCGGUGGAAGAUGGAAGUGUCCAGUUAGAGGAGCUCAGACGGAGGUCACAGUCCGAUAAAGAGGUGCUCGAUGAAGCCUCGUCUCAGAUUAGUACGCUUGCAGAAGAUCUCCAACAAACCAGGAACCAAGUGGAAGGUCUUGAGAAGGCUCUUGAGAUGAUGCGUAAUGAUUGUCUAGAGAAACAGGUUUGCCUCGAACAAAAGACGAACGAACUUCAAGAACUAGAUCGAAAGUUUGCGCAAGUCCAAAAGGAUCAAUCCGAAAGAGAGAACUUGCAUGCAGAGACAUGUAAAUCGAUGCAGGAGGAGCAGAACAAGUUGAGGAAACAGCUGGAAGACCAAAAGAAUUCCCACGAGAAGAAACUUGAGAACAUUAGGAAAGACAUGGAUUGCAAGCUUAAAUCCCAGGAAAACAAGAUGGAGAAAUUCAAGCAGAAAGCCAAAGAAGCUCAAGAAAAGUUAAUGAAAAAGCUACUCGAACAUGAGGAGAAUGCCAAGACGGAGUUAUCCAAGAAAGAUCAAGAGUUGCAACAAAAAGAGCAGCAACUGAAAGAGAAGAUCUUGGAGAUUGCACAAGCAAGCUCUGAAGGCCUCAGCACCGCCGUCUCUGAUUUAGAGGCAAAUCACAAAGAACAGCUGGAGAAGCUUCACGUAACCCAAAAGCGAGAGAAAGAAGAUCUUGUUCAUCAUUGGCAAGAGAAACUCAAUCAGCACGAGGAGGAAAUGCAGGAAAAACACACGCUUUCAUUGCAAGAGAAAGCUCAGGAGUUGGAGGAGAUAUCUUGCCAGCUUUCAGCCAUCAAGGAAGAGAAGGAACAGGUGAUUAAAGAUGCCCAGAACCUCAAAGAAGAGCUUGCCAUGAGAGAAACCACUGUGCAGAAACUACAAACAGAGCUCAGGGAGGCAGCAAGCAAGCUGGAGAGUGUAUCUACAGGAGAGGAUUUGCUUAAAGGACAAGUGGAAACCAUGGAGAAGAAUCUGAACCAGGCCUUGAACGAAAGAAACAUCUUGCAGGACGAGCUCAGAAAAGCAGAGGAUGCCAACAAAGAGAGAUUACAGAGUUUAUCCGAAGAGUUGAACAACACCCAACAAAAGUUAAACGUGCUAGACGCUUCCAAAUGUAAAGAGGGUAAGGAUCUCCAGAAGAUGCUUGCAGAGAAAAAUGCUGAACUGCAAAAUAAAGAAAAAGACUUCUAUGAACACCUAUGUGCCAUCACAAAGGAGCUGGAGAAGUGUUGUCAAGAUGCUCAGGUUAAGUUAGAUGGUUUCUCCGAAGAGCUGCUUAAGAAAGUUGAGGGAAGGGUUGGAGAGUUACAACACAGAAUUAUGCAUCAUCAGAAGAAAGUUGCAUAUCUUGGAAAUGCUUCCUUGACAAAGGACAACAGAAUUCACACCUUAGAGAAAGAACUUCAGCUGACCGUUGAAGAGAACCAGAAUCUAAAGAGCGCUUUUGAAGAGUUGACUCUUCAGUUUAAUGCAAAUUCAGAAAAUCUCAAAGCCUUACAAGCCGAAAGGGAGACUCUGCAAUCUGUUGCGCAAAGUAGCUCUCUUGUACUUUCCGAGAAGGACCUUCGCAUCGAGCAGCUUUGUGAAGAAAACAAAAGCAUAUCAGAAAAUCUCAAUUCUCACGUUAUGCAAAUAAGCAAUCUAGAAUCGGUCAUAAAUAACCUGAAGACCCAGUUAGCAAGUAGCAUAACUGAGAAAGAAGAAGCCAUAUCUCUGCUGAAUCAGCAGCACGGUGAGGAAAAGGAAAGGCUUAUACACCAACUGAAGGAGACCGUGAAUGGAUUGGAAAAAGAGAAGAGCUCUCUUCAAGAGCAGGCAGACUCACUCAGGAACAAACUCUCUGAACUCAAACCUAAGUUCAGACAGAGCCGCAGCACUGUUAAAUCCCUUCAGGAAAAAAUGACGGACCUAGAGAAGCAGAUGGCUGAAAAGGAUGCGCACCUUCAGACGCUCACUGCCAGCAUUGACAAUCACUCCAUGAGUAAGUCCGAGAUGGACCAGGCACUUAGUGAAAAAGAGCAGAGGGUUCAGUCCCUGACAUCAGAGCUUGAAAACUGCUCGAAGAAAAUCUGCGAGCUUGAAGAGCAACUAGAUCUUCGAACUAAAGAACGGGAGCAACUCGCGGCGGAUUUGAAACAACACCAAAGCAUUCGUGAAAACGAAAAGACGGAGCUGAUGAAACGACUGCAGGAAGCUCAGGACCUUAGCUCUCACAGUGGUGCCCUAGUCCAGAAAACCGAGGAAAGUCUGCAGUCCUUGCAGACAGAUCUCCAAGCUUCCAGAUUGGAACUGGAAUCCCAGCGGAAGGAGUUUGAGACGGAGAAGGAGGAGAUUCUCAGAGCAAAAGAGGAGGCCGUGAGAGCUGCAUCCUCCGAGACGACUGGUAAAUUUGCAGAGUUGAAGAAGAAAGCCGAGCAGAAAAUUGGUAUGAUUCGUAAACAGUUGACAUCACAAAUCGAGGAGAAGGAGCAGGCCAUCAGAGAUCUGCAAAGACAACUAGAAGAAGUCCAGCAUACUCGGCUUGAAAAGGAGGAACGUAUAAAGACUCUGGAGGAAAAUGAGAAGAUGAUAGAGGAGACCGUUGCUAAAUUAAAAGAAGAACAUGAACGAUAUCUACGAGAAAUGGGUAAGGAUAAAGAGACCUCGCUUCAGAGCCUAAAAGGCACGUAUGAAGAGAAACUUUCAGAUCUUCGUAAAGACGUUUCUGCGAAAGAGGAGGAACGUGCUGUUGCUGCUAGAGAAAAAGUUGAGACGCUUUUAAAAGUUGGAGAGCUUGAGACUAAACUCUCAGAUUCUGUUGAACAGAUUACAAACUAUCAAUUUGAGAUAAGUCGUCUUACAGCAGCCCUGCUUGAGCACACAGCACUUGUCCAAGAGCUUCAGGUCCAGAUUGAAGAGAAACAGAAUGAGGUAGUUGAGAAAGUUAUAGAAGCUCAAACUACCUGCAGUGCUUUAGGAAUGGAGCCGGAGAUGGACACGGUUAAGGAGCAAGAGGACUGGAGAAUUCAGAAGGACUUGUUGGUGAAGGAGUAUGAGGAGAAGCUCCAAGAGUUGCAACAAAAACUCGAAGAGAAAGAAAAUCAACUUAAAGCACAACAGAGUUUACCUCAAGGGAACGGGGAGAUGAACAGCGAGUGCUUGAUCGAGGAUUCGAACUCCUCAGAGAAUGAUCUUCAGCGAAAGCUGACGGAGGCUGAAAGCGAAAAACAGAAGCUUCACAAAGAUUACACCAGGCUUCAGAAAGACCUCCGCUCUCUGAGGAAAGAGCACGAGAAGGAGCUGGAUUACCUGAAAAAGGAGAUGGCUGAGGAAAAUGAGAAGAUGCUGAAGCUCGAACUGGAAGAUAUGGCGAUAAAACAGAGUUCUGCUAUUAAGCAGUUAAUGAGGGAGUUUAACACUCAGAUGGCCUUGAAGGAGAAGGAACUAGAAGGCUCAAUAAAGGAGACCAUCGAGAAGGCUCAGGGUGUUGAAACCGAUCUCAUAAACAGCAAUCGAGAAGAAGUGAACCAGCUCCAAAAAAUAAUCGCUCAGAAGGACGAAGACCUGAACAGAACGGUUCAGCGCUAUGAGCUGGUCCUUCAGAGCCGCGAGGAGGAGAUGGGCGGCCGCGUGUGGGAGGUGCAGAAGGAGUUAGAAGAGUUACAGCAGAGAAGUGUCCGUGGCCCUCAGGGCCUCGAUGAGCUGAAGCUUCAGCUUGCAGAAAAGACGACCCUGCUGAGCGAAGCCAGGCUGAAGGAGCAGGAAUACCAUGACAGGAUUCAUGCACUGGAGGACAAGAUAAGACGUUCCCAGAAACACACAGUGGUGACACACCUGGGAAGCACAUAUAAAGAUGCUUCACACAACAGCGUCGACCCUUUUUCCGAGCCCACCGAGUUUGAGUACCUCCGGAAGGUUAUGUUUGAAUAUAUGAUGGGACGAGAGACUAAGACGAUGGCAAAAGUUAUAACAUCCGUGCUGAAGUUUCCCCCUGACCAGGCACAGACGGUUAUGGAGCGGGAGGAUUCCCGUGUGAUGCCUUGGCUCCGGUGAGGUGGAUGAACCGUGCCGGAACCUGCUUGACAGAAGAACAGAUGCAUCUGCUGCUGAGAGACCAUUGUCAUGAAAGCACCCGGUCUUCUUAUCUGAGAGAGAGAGAGCAUGUGUGAUUUUACGGUUACUGGUACAAGGGAAUUAGGUUAGAUUAAGAUAUUGAGAGAAAGAAAUAUUCCUGCUUUAAAUAGCUUGCCAGGAAAUAAUUUAUUAUAUGGACUUUUUUUGCUUUUUUAGCUUAGAUGGUUCUUUUAUAAAGCUGCAUUUGUAUGAUUUGUGCAAUAUGUUUGAUUGUAAGUUUCAGUUUGAUUCUUUUCCUGAAAUAUUUUCUCUGUAUUUCGUUUUUCUUUGUUUUAUAGUAAAAUGAAAUUACCCUUUAACUGUCUGUCCAGGACAUGUAUGAUAUAGACACGGGCUCCUAGUACUGUAAGAUGAUUGUAUACUGAUUUAUAUUCUAUGUCUUAUUUAAUACGGUAUUUUCUAGGGAAACUGACAGAAUAGAAUCAUGCUUCAUAUUGUAAAUUGUAAAUAAUCAUAUAUGCAAAAAAAAAUGCUAUAAAUCUCUGUUGGGCACAUUGCGGUGGUUAAUACAUUUUAAGACAAAUAAUAAACGUUUUAUUUACACUA